AUGACUGCUUGAGAUGCAUUAAGUUCAUUGGUCACUGACGUGAGCAAGCUACUGUUGAUGACCGUGGUGUAUUUGGAAACAAUGGUCUAAAGUUCUUCAAAGCAAAUGAGACUUCAGCCAAGUGUAUAUGUUAGCGCAAUCUUGAAUAUUCCGAACAGGAGUUCUAUGGAGUUGCUUCGCCAUGAAGAAUUGAACGACCAUUCGAUUUUGUGCUACCUUUAUUAACAAAACCACUGAUGGCUCGGGCUACCAACGUCGUUCCUUCGUGGAAACAUCGAUCAGUUUAUUGGAGGACAAUUGUGAACAGGCAGUUCAUCGACAACAAUGAAAUUUUUGUGUACGUCAAGAACCAUGGAAUCACAGAGGUAUUUUGUCUUGGUAGGCCAUGUCUAACGAUUCAUCGUCUUCAAAAAGCUCAAAUUGACAAAUUCGUUCCAUGUGGAAGUACAACUUCAUGUCCGAAAGCCAACAUCACCCUUAAGCGUUCCAAAGUGGGACCUCGAGUACAACCAGCGGGUGAUGUGACUUCACAAAAGAAGACUUCCAGGGGCAAGAUUCGUUCGACAACAAAGAAAAGUGAAAUAUCUGGCGCGAAAAAGAGAACUGGUACAGUGAGACAUCUAAAACAUCAACAUAACAACCUAUUGCCUAAUAUUCUAUGAUGUAUAUAAUAAAAUUCCACUUAUAAUA
Molecule: messenger RNA, 690 nt
Organism: Varroa destructor (honeybee mite)
Lineage: Eukaryota; Metazoa; Arthropoda; Arachnida; Mesostigmata; Varroidae
Source: RefSeq, a predicted model, not a curated record